Messenger RNA from Athalia rosae (coleseed sawfly), 2836 nucleotides. Its product is annotated as fanconi-associated nuclease 1-like. Gene Ontology annotation, biological process: interstrand cross-link repair. The coding region runs from base 233 to 2836 and encodes 867 amino acids. The record is from RefSeq and is a predicted model, not a curated record. The transcript has 7 exons. Gene Ontology annotation, molecular function: flap-structured DNA binding; 5'-flap endonuclease activity; 5'-3' exonuclease activity. Lineage: Eukaryota; Metazoa; Arthropoda; Insecta; Hymenoptera; Athaliidae. Gene Ontology annotation, cellular component: nucleus.
ACUUGAUUUGCGAAGGGUGUAUCGGAAUUGUUACCGCGUUUCAGUAUAAUUCCGUAUAAAGUUCUUCAACCACUCAGACAGGAGCAUCAUAUCUCAGUGAAAAAAAUAUUUAGUCAACUGCAACAAAUUACAAUUGCAUGUUUUUAUUUUGUGCAUGUCCUAAAUUUAAUGAUUGUUCUAAAUCUGAUUGACACUGAGCAUUGCGAAAAUUCGUGGUUAGGAUACAGAGAAAAUGUCCAAACAAACAUCCAUUGACCAAUUUUUCCGGUCGGUGAACCCACAAAAGUGUUCACAAGAGAACCCGAAGAAAAAAAAGAAAAGAAAUCCCACGUCUCCGCCAACUCCUGUCGAAUCGAAAACUAUCAAUAUGCAGCCUGCUAAUGUUGUAGACCUAACUGAAGAUAUUAACGAGGCCAGUUUUGUGACUUUAGAAAUUAUCAGAAGACGACAGCCAUCGACAGUGAAAAGAGAAAUCUUGGACACGCAAGACAAUGUUCCAGUCCAACUCGAGCAGAUGACCCAAAGGAGCCCUAAGAGAUCUGCAUCUCAAUCAAGAAAUAACGGAGAACUAACACCACGAAAAAAAGCACAACGAAACCGGUCUAUGUCUGUCAUUAAGCAUAUCAGGCAUAGGAGUCCAGGAAAGCUGUUUAGAGAUAAUGCCAUAGAUACUGACUUGGUAUCUGCAAUGAUUGAUAAUUUAAAUCUAUCGAGACAAGGAAUCUUACCAAAAAAUAAUUUUAAUCUUGAAGAACUUUACAUGGAAAAUAAAUUUGAGAUAGAUUGUACUAAUUACAUAGUUGAUCCAGUUUUACCCAAAUAUGACAUAAAGAGGGUGAAUAUUCCAUGGGAGAAACAUGCAGAGCAUUUAUUUUAUAUUCUCACAAACGUAUUUUCAAAUCCUAUUAACUGCGGGUAUUUCAAUGACGAUGAACUUGAUUUGGUAUUUAGUAUUAUUGCCCUCUCAGAAAAAGCACAAAUGCUAUUCGCAAGACUAAUAAAGAGACAAUAUCGCUGGCAGCCAAUCAGCACUUAUAAAUAUCCAGAAAUUGGUAUUGAUCUCAAGCCAUACUUUGAUGAGUUAGAAAAAUCCAAACUGGUUACCUCCGAAACAGAGAAUGAAAGUCUAGAAACACUUCUGGCUAUGCUAUCAGCAGAUAAAUUGCGCGAUGUUUUUCGGAAGUCCAAGAUACCUUGGAAGAGCAAGACAAAGGAAGCAGCUCAGGUAGCGUUACUGAACAAUACUUCCACCAAGGCCCUCUUUCCUGGAAUGGAAAGUCCAAUUACAGUAUUGCGAAAAACUGUCUUAAAUACCUUGGGUCAUUGCAUAGCCUUGCCAGUUGGUGUGAUAAAUUUAUUCGAAAGAAUAAUUGUGUUAUUUAUGCCAACGGCGGAACCAAAGAUUACACUUGCAGAGAUAUUUUUCAAAUUGACAAUGGUGAAGGAAGGUACUUUAAUUUUCCCCAUCAUACCUACAGAACUAUAUCCAAUAUUUAAGGAUCGAGAACAUCUAAUCCGUUACACCGAUUGGUGGAAGAAAUAUAAACAAGUAAUAGAAACACCAAGAACUGAUGAGGUGCAGUGGAAAUCUUUGAUACCAAUUGGUCAAGAAGCAUACAGCAGAUUUGUUGACCUCGAGACGAAUGCUACAAGGCAAGGAAACACGUCAUUACCUAAGCAUCUUCAACGAUUCUUGGAACCAUAUUUGUGCAUUAAAAUAGUUACCAGUUGCUUAGAACUUUUCAAGAGAGAACAAGCCCUCAUUCCUGAUGUCAUUAUCAUGUUGAAUACGUUAGUCAAACAAGAACACUGGAUGCAAAACAAAAAGGCUAAAUGGUUUGACGAGCUUGCUCUCAUCCAUACGAGUCACCGAAAGGACAUUGUUUCCGCAGCUGAAAUGAUUAUACAGGGAUUGGCUUUUGCCAACAUUUCAGAGACCGGCCGACUCGCUCUCGUUAAAAGAGCAUCUGCUCUAGCUAAUAGAAAAUCAGGUCUAUCAGCAGAUAUUAAAUCCCGACUGGCAGGUUUCAUUGACAAAAAAUUAUUGAGCAAGGUUCCGGCGAUAUCAGUCAGUGCAAACAUGAUCCAAGGAAACCAGCCAGGACGAAAGAGCACUUGGGCAAUAGAUAUGGGGGCUGGCGACAAAGGAUUCUGUAAAGUCGAGCAUAGAGCACAGCUGCAUUAUCAAACUAUGGGUUACCCAGAAGGCUGGCAUUGCGAGGGCUCUCUGCCAAUCACACUUUUUGGACUGCUUCUAUGGGACGAAAUAUAUUCACUUUCAGUUCCGGGAGCGUUUUUAGACCCGUACCAGGAAGCACCACUAGAUUUGUAUACAUCGCAAUUUCACACGAACCGAAAAGAUCAGAUCAAUGAACGUUUCAAACAAUUGGAAGGCUUGACUGCUGAGGAAUUGAGUGACGUUAUUGAAACGUCAUUUGAAAUAAGAAAGCAUUAUACAUCUUUAUUGCCUACCUCUUCGGUGAUUACUGGCACGCAACUAAAGGACAUAGUUCGAUGCAUGGGAACUACUGGUGUGCUGGGAAUUUGCAAAAAAAUAACUUCAAAUUAUGUCGUGUGGCGAUCAGGAUUUCCCGAUCUUGUCGUUUGGAAUCGGCAUGACGGAAAUAUCAAGGUUGUCGAGGUAAAAGGGCCAAAGGACAGGCUCUCCGAUAAACAAACACUUUGGAUGCAUCAUCUGUUGGACUUGGGAGUGCCGACGGAAAUUUGCAACAGUAGGCUGACUUUAUUAAUCCAUUUUUAUAACACCAUUGUAGUUAUCAAAAUGCUAAAGCUUCUGGUAUUGUACUUGUGCAAGGGCCUACAAAAUGGUACCUAA